This is a messenger RNA of Arabis nemorensis, 477 nucleotides long. The record is from the annotation of a GenBank genome assembly. NCBI's taxonomy places the organism in Eukaryota, Viridiplantae, Streptophyta, Magnoliopsida, Brassicales, Brassicaceae.
AUGGGAGUAUCUUCAGCCAAUGGUGGGGGCUUGUCGUUGAUCGCUGUCGUAUCGCGGUGCGGUGCAAAAUUUCUGUUAAUGCUUUCUCUGGCAGGAACGGGAGGAAUGUCGAGGUUGUCCACCGGGUCAGUAUCCAUAGCUGGAAAUUUAUACUGCUUGGCAGGGUCUUUUGCCACUUUGGUUGCAGUGACAGUCCUAUCAGACUCAAGUAAAUCUGUGGGAGGGGUGGGUCUGGCUGGCGGAUUCGCCUCGGCUGGCGGAUGUAUCUCUGUUAGUAAAUCUGCCUCGGUUUUGAGAGGUAUUGGUGCUUACCGCAUGGUAAGUUCUUUCCCAUGCUGGGACGCGUCAUCGUCGUCAGAAGAAUCAACUAAGUUGUGCGGCCGUUUCCUCUGCCGAACUGGCGGUGCAAUGACCAGUUCCUCCAUCUCGAUGUCUUCUCUGUUCGCGAUUCUCUCUGCUAACUCCUUCGCUUUUUGA